Molecule: messenger RNA, 5822 nt
Organism: Pantherophis guttatus
Lineage: Eukaryota; Metazoa; Chordata; Lepidosauria; Squamata; Colubridae
Gene: PLPPR3
Product: phospholipid phosphatase related 3
Biological process (GO): phospholipid metabolic process; signal transduction; phospholipid dephosphorylation
Cellular component (GO): plasma membrane
Molecular function (GO): phosphatidate phosphatase activity
Source: RefSeq, a predicted model, not a curated record
CAGAGAUCUCCACCCCACCCCCACCUCCUUUCACACGUUCCCCCUCUCUCUCUCUCCCUUGGUUUUCGUUUUUUUUUUGUUUUUUGUUAAAACUGCUGGAUUUGCUCUUCUCUCUUUGGAGAAGUGGUGGGCGAACUAACCUUUAAGGCAGCUCCUCUUUUUUUAAUGAACGCCCCCUCCCCAAUCGUUCAAGCCGAGAAGGGCAUGGGGAAAAUGCUACUCUGUCCCCUCCAGCAACCAGAAAGGUGAGAAGAUUGGGGAAAGGGGUCCAAGCCGGGGAAACACCCCCCUCUCCUCCUGUUUUCCAGUCGGGGUGCAUCGCAGAUGUUGGGCAGAAGCUGAGCUGGGGCUUCCGUUCCCACGCCCUGCCCACCCGUUCCUAUAAAUCCCACUGCUGACACCAUGAUCUCUGCUAAGGACAAGACAAAGGCUCCCAAGGACAGCAUGACGCUACUUCCCUGCUUCUACUUUGUUGAGUUGCCCAUCGUCGCUUCCUCCAUCGUGACUCUCUACUUCCUGGAGCUGACAGACCUCUUCAGGCCAGCCAAGGUGGGCUUCCAGUGUUACGACCGAGCCCUUUCCAUGCCCUAUGUGGAAAGCAAUGAAGAAAUGAUUCCUUUGCUGAUGCUGCUAAGCUUGGCAUUUGCAGCUCCUGCAGCUUCUAUCAUGGUGGGCGAAGGCAUCGUGUACUGCUUGCAGUCAAAGAUGAAGGGCCGUAGCAAUACUGAAGGCAGCAUAAAUGCCGGCGGUUGCAAUUUCAACUCUUUUCUCCGCAGGACGGUCCGGUUUGUGGGUGUCCAUGUGUUUGGCCUCUGUGCCACAGCCCUGGUGACCGAUGUCAUCCAAUUAGCCACAGGAUACCACGCCCCUUUCUUCUUGACCGUCUGUAAGCCCAACUACACUCUCUUGGCUAUCUCCUGCGAGUCCAACCCUUACAUCACUCAAGAUAUCUGCUCAGGGCAAGACCAGCAUGCCAUUCUCUCAGCCAGGAAAACGUUUCCUUCUCAGCAUGCCACCCUGUCUGCAUUUGCUGCCGUCUACGUAUCUAUGUAUUUCAACUCCAUAAUCUCAGACAGCACCAAGCUCCUCAAGCCAAUCUUGGUGUUUGGUUUCGCCAUCGCGGCUGGCAUCUGUGGCUUGACGCAGAUCACCCAGUACCGCAGCCACCCUAUUGAUGUUUACGUGGGCUUCUUGAUUGGUUCUGGCAUUGCUGCUUACUUGGCCUAUCACGCAGUGGGCAACUUCCGGGCACCAAUAGAAAAGGCUCCCUCUCACCCUCCUGCCAAGGACGCUCUGCGAGCCCUGACUCAACGUGGGCAUGACUCCGUUUAUCACCAGAACAAAUCAGUCAGCACCGAUGAGCUCAACCCCCAGACCCGGCUGGAAGGGAUGAACCGGCAAGUGUCACGUGAGAAAAACUCGCUGGGGAGCUUGAAACGGGCAAGUGUUGAUGUGGACCUUUUGGCACCUCGGAGCCCUAUGGGCAAAGAAAACAUGGUGACCUUCAGCAACACGUUACCACGAGUCAGCACCCCCUCAAUGGAUGACCCUGCUCGCCGCCAUAUGACCAUCCACGUCCCGGUGGACGCCUCCCGAUCUAAACAGCUGAUCACUGAAUGGAAACAGAAAUCAGUGGAAGGCCGUGGAAUGACCUUGGCAGAAGAGGUGGCGAGGCGGGUUGCCUCAGAUUCCUUGGCUGGAGAAGAGGAGGAUCAUAUCCCACCUUCCUUGUACCCCACUGUCCAGGCUCGAACGGCUGAGCGUGCCUCUAUGGGUCCUCGGGUCCUCAUCCAGCCAAGACCCAGGGCCACUCAACUGGUUCACAUCCCUGAGGAAAGUCAAGCGAACGCCGGUGCUAAUAUUUCACCCAAAAGCAGCUCGGCUGUGAGGGCCAAGUGGAUGAUGAUGGCUGAGAAGGGGGCCGCCCAACGAGUGGCCAACCCACCGCGCCUCAUGCAGGUAAUUGCCAUGUCCAAGCAACCCGGGAUGGUAUCGGUGACACCCAAGCAUUCAGAGACAUCUUCGUCCUCCACCAGCUCUGACUCCUCCCAGUACUGCUCUCCCUCAGAAAGAGACAGCUCUAGCGUGGUUACCAUCGAUGCUCAUGCCCCUCACCACCCAGUCGUACAUCUGUCUUCUGGAAAUGGCCCUUGGGAAUGGAAGGCCACCCAGAAAGUUUCGGAUAGCCAAGAUGCUUACGAGCUCAACGAGAUGAGCAAAGAUUACCAUGGAUUCCGGCCUGCCAAAAGCGCUGGAGUCUCACCGGGUUCCUCUGUCAGCGACAUUGAACAGGAGGAGGCCCGUUACGGCAGCGUGGCCACCAUCAAUGUGUCAGUGGGUCUGGGAGGGAGUGCAUCGUUGAUUUCAGCAGAAACCAGCCCCGGAGAAAGUCUUCUGGGAGCCUCCAGCCGGGAAUCCACGCUGAGGAGAAAACCAGCUAGCUUAACGGUGGGGGAAAAGGACGGGCAAGCAGAAGAGACGGAAAACUAUUAUAAGAAGAUGCAAGCUAACCGGGGAUUUAAGGAGUAAUCCCACCACCUACCUCUCUGGUCACUGCUUACCUUGGACCAAACUAUGAUUAAAAUUGUGACUUUUUUUUUCAAGCAAGCGUUGAAUUUCAGAUGGUGGGACUUCAUAAUGAUUAUAUUCAAAAACCGAGGUAAAAUCAUCCGUUUUACCUGGUGCCACAGUCAUUCAAAGGACUGAAUAUACAUUCACAAUAAUGAUGGCGUAAAGAGUCUCCCGAAGGGCCCAAACUUCUAGGAUUCACAAAAUGGAAGACAUUUUUUAAACAGAGAAGGUUUGGAUCAAGUCACCUUUGGGAUUAUUUUACCUUCUGCGGUGCUAGGAGAGGAUACUGUUGAAGAAUCCUUGGCUGGAUUUUCCAGAGGAUUUACAAACAAACAAAAAUGAGGACCCAGUUUGUGGGGGCAAUAAGCUGACUUUGUAUAAAUAUACAAAAGUAUGAAGGCUAUUGCUUAACGCAUUGUAAGCCACCCUGAGUCUCCGGAGAAGGGCGGCAUAUAAAUCAAAUCAAAAACAAACAAACAAACAAAAAACACAAAUGUAGGUGGUAUUAAAAUAAUCAAGGAUUAUUCCUAACUAGCGAUUGUAACGAUAACAAGAGUGAGAAGGUCAGAAUGGAACAAUCCAGUCUGGAUUUAUUUGGGGUGUCCUCCUCAGCAGUGCCAGUUGGAUAUAUAACCCAGCCUUUCCCAACCUGAUGCCUUUCAGAAUGGUUGGAUUUUCAAACUUGUCCUUUGGUGAGCCCUUGCUUGGGAAGCCUGAGGUCAAAUUCCCCCUCUUCCCCCCCCCAGGAAUCUGUAUAUGUAUGUGGGGAGGUUGUAGUACUAAAGAUGGGGUAAAGUGUUACAAAGGGGUGGGAGAAUGUACCUCUAAAAGUUCUGAGAUGUUUUGGAACAGUGUUUCUCAAACCUGGCAACUUGAGAUAUAGGUGGACUUCAAUUUCCAGAAUUCCUCAUCUUUGAAUAGAUGGGAAAGAUAGGUGGACUUCAACGCCCAUGAAUUCUGGGAGUUGAAGUCAUACCUUUUAAAAAUAUAUAGACAUAUAUUGAUUUUUUUUUAAAAAAAGAAACAAUAAUAAAAGACAAUACAAACUAAACCCAGAAAGGAAAAGAAAAAUAAGUAGAAAAGAAGAAAAAAAGGAAAGGGGGGGGGCGAGAAAAUAUUUAAAGAAGUGAUUUUUGAUUGUUCAUCACAUUUACAAAGUUAGUCAUUCUUCAUCUCUUAUAAGGUAUAUGCAAGUAUAUUUUCUUUCCAUAGCUGAUCCCUUACUUGUAUUCAGAUUCAUAAAUUAUUAACAUUUCAGUCCUAGUAACAACAAAAAGUUAAUAAAGGGUUCCGGUAACUAUAUAGAAAAACAUCUUAGUUUAACCUUGGUCAAACAAACCAACGUUGUAUUCCUUUGCUUGUAGCAAUCUUGAAUUCAUUCAGAUGUUGUCGUAAGGUAUCAUCUCUCUUCAGUUUUCCCAUCUCAAAGGCUCCUUUGAAGCUUUAGCAAACCUCUUUUGUAAAACCAGUAAGGACAUUCUUUUGGCGUAUCAUUUUCUUUAUUUACACAGUAUCUGAAUGAAUUCAGGAUUGUUAGAAGUAAAAAGGAGUACAUGGUCGGUUUCUUUGAUCAGGAUUAAAAUAAGACAUAUAUUUUCACUUUUACUGUCAUCUCUAUUUUAUAAUCCAUCUCCCAAUAUUUCUUGGAGUAAUUCAAAUAUCAUGCAAUUUUCUGCCAUUUGUCUUAGUGACAACCUAAACUGUCUCAGAGGGCUCAAACUUGGAGGAAACUGCUAUAACAAUAACAGUAGCACUUAGGUUUAUAUACCGCUUCAUAGUGCUUUACAGCCCUCUCUAAGCGGUUUACAGAGUCAGCAUAUUGCCCCAAACAGUCUGCGUCCUCAUUUUAUCAAGCUCAGAAGGAUGGAAGGCUGAGUCAACCUUGCUAUCCUGCAGUCUUCUUAGGAGGAGGAACCAUCCAGAGUAUAAGUGAGCAAUUUCCUGUCCUCUCCAUGUUCAGAGAGGUUCUAUGAGACCAGUCUACUCACUAUUCUCUCAGUCAUGGCUGCAACGUCAUUUCCACUUGCUCAGAGACAUGCUAGCUGACCAUUCGUCACUCAGAAGUCAAAGUCUACGCAUGUUGCCAAGUUUGAGAAACACUGCUUUAGAGAGAGAGAUUUUUUUUCAUUCAAGACUAAACUGGAAAUCUGUAAAUAUCAAAAUGUUUGAAAGUGAAGAGAGAAGAGGAUGGAAGUAAAACAAAGUUGUCACAAGCAUUUUGGAGAAUGUAAUUUGGCUGUAUUUGUCCUUGUGUCAUACACAAGAAUAGGUCAUAUACGAGGCAGUGGAAUAGUCCCUAAGUAUAGUCACGGUAAAGAUUAGACAACUCUUAGUGAGUUUAAGAAUAUUGCCCAUCACUAUCAAAAGUAUUUUCGGAAGCCCACUGAGCUUACAAUAUCUGCUUAGCUUCAAAGAACCACAGAAAAACAUGUAAAACGCUUUGGGACAGAAGGAAAUAUUCACAUAAUUCAGUAUCCAUUUUAGGAUCAUUCCUCCAUCCCAUAGCACCUGAGAUGUCAAGAGAUGUUAAAUAUAAUCAUAGAGUUUACAUAUUUAACUUGAAGUAUAAUUGUCAAGAGGAAUGUUUCUCAACCUUGGUAACAUGAAGAUAGGUGGACUUCUAACUCCCAAAAUUCUCCAUGCUGGCUGGAAAAUUCUGGGAGUUGAAGUCCACUUAUCCUCAUGUUGCUAAGUUUGAGAGACACUGGUCAAGAGGCUGAAUUCUUUGCACAAAGCCUUACAGGCACUUAAACUGAAGGAUCUAAUGCCCCUGAUGUCAAAUCAAGUUAGAAAUAUAAACCGUGUUGGACAGGCGUGAAAUUUUAGACCCUAUCUACCCUUGAAGAGGCAUUUCUCAAAAAUGAUAGUUAUUUCACAGAAUUUAGUGGGAAAUUUUGGAUCUGUUUUACUGCAUCUUCAUCAUUUUGAGCAGUGGUUCUCAACCUUCCUAAUACAGUUAAUACAGUUCCUCAUGUUGUGACCCCCCCAACCAUAAAAUUAUUCCUAAAACCAUUGAAAAUAUGUGUUUUCCGAUGGUCUUAGGCGACCCCUGUGAAAGGGUCGUUCGACCCCCAAAGGGGUCGCGACCCACAGGUUGAGAACCACUGAUUUUGAGGAUGGAGUGAGGAACAUGAUCAGGAUUUCUUCAAAGCAGGGAUGGAAACAAUGUAAAACAGCAGUUGUCCAAUACCUAAAAAGCUGACCCCUAGACUGUAGGGCAGAGGUCUUCAAACUUGGCAGCUUUAAGACUU